Messenger RNA from Scylla paramamosain (green mud crab), 2114 nucleotides. Its product is annotated as lysosomal acid glucosylceramidase-like. Gene Ontology annotation, biological process: glucosylceramide catabolic process. Lineage: Eukaryota; Metazoa; Arthropoda; Malacostraca; Decapoda; Portunidae. The record is from RefSeq and is a predicted model, not a curated record. Gene Ontology annotation, molecular function: glucosylceramidase activity.
ACACACACACACACACACACACACUGGCCUCUCUCACUCUCUUACCUUCAUUCCCCAUUGGAGCUUCAAAAUGAAGGCAUCUUCCUCCCGUUCUGCUUCUUUGUCCUCCUCCUCCUCGUCCCUCUUCCUCUUCCUCGCCCUCUUCCUUCUCUAUGGACACGGAUACGCCGAGGAGGACCUGCCAUGCAUCCCCAAGGACACGGGCCACAGCUCCUACGUGUGUGUGUGCAACGCCACCUACUGCGACACCCUCCACCGCCCCGCCGUGCCGCCAGAGGGCCAGUACCUGCUUUAUUCCUCUGCCAGGAACGGCGGGAGGUUUGAGAAGACCCUAGGAUUCUUCGCCGGCAGGGGGGAAGCGGUGCCAAGGAGUGUGGAGUUUAUCCUGGACACACACACCUCCUGCCAGACUAUGAUGGGGUGGGGCGCCGCCUUCACUGACUCCGCUGCUUACAAUAUCCUCAGCCUCUCCCCCGCCAGCCAGGACCAGCUGCUGCGGGCAUAUUUUUCCCCCGAGGGCCUGGAGUACAACCUGGGGCGCCUCAACAUGGGGGGCUGUGACUUCUCGUGGCGCACCUACACCCACGUGGACACACCUGGCGACACCAACCUGGACACCUUCGCCCUGCAACCUGAGGACCUGGAGUACAAGAUCCCGGUGGUGAAAAGAGCGCAAGCCAUGUCGGAGAGGCCUAUUAAAUUAUUCGCUUCCCCGUGGACAGCUCCUCCUUGGAUGAAGACCAACAAUGACUACCACGGCUUCGGCCAGCUCAAGGAGGAGAUGUACCAGCCCUGGGCACGCUAUUUCAGUAGGUUUUUGGAUGACUACGCUGCGCAGAACAUCACUUUUUGGGGCCUCACUGCGCAGAACGAGCCGCUGGACGGAUACGUGCCGGGCUUCUCGUUCAGCUGCAUGGGGUGGACGGCGGAGCAGCAGCGGAAGUGGGUGGCGGGCAACCUCGGGCCGGCGCUGCGAGAGGGCGGCUACGGCGACGUGGUGCUGAUGAUCAUGGACGACCAGCGCAUCAACCUCCCCUCCUGGCCGCAAGUGGUGAGAGUGUGCUCGGCGACCCCUGAGGCGGCGCAGUACGUGCAGGGGAUCGCCUUGCACUGGUACAUGGACAAGUAUUUCACGCCGGAGGUGCUGACGGAAACCCACGAGCUGUUCCCAGAUUACUUCAUCCUGGGAACUGAGGCGUGAGAAGGAGAUGGGCCGCUGGAGGUACGUGAGGGAGGUUGUGGCUUGUGGACGUGGUGCCUGGGAUCCUGGGAGCGUCUGGAGGCCUAUGCUCGGGACAUCAUUGUGGACGUGAACCACUGGGUGACUGGCUGGGUGGACUGGAACCUCGCCUUGGACAUGACAGGCGGGCCAAACUGGGCUGAGAAUUUCGUGGACGCUGCCAUACUUGUGGAUAAGGACAAAGACGAGUUUUACAAGAAUCCCAUGUUCUACGGAAUGGGGCACUUCUCUAAAUUCAUACCAGAGGGCGCUGUUAGGUUGAGCAUCACCUCCCCACACGAAGGAAAGGUUAGUGCUGCCGCCUUCAGGAACCCCGAUGGCACCUAUGCAGUCGUCCUCCUUAACAGGUCUGAUUUGGAAGAGAUGGUUACAGUACAAGUUAGUGGGAGAGGAACCCUUGCCCUCUCCCUUCCUCCGCACUCCCUCCACACCGCCCUCUUCCAGUGAGAGAGAGAGAGAGAGAGAGAGAGAGAGAGAGAGAGAGAGAGAGAGAGAGAGAGAGAGGAGAGGAGAGAGGAAGUUGUUGUUAUAUGGAAACGGACAAGUUUGGAGAGUGGGAUGGAGAGAGAGAGAGAGAGAGAGAGAGAGAGAGAGAGAGAGAGAGAGAGAGAGAGAGAGAGAGAGAGAGAGAGAGAGAGAGAGAGAAUGAUGGAUAGAUGAAUGAUUGCAGGGUGGUGAUAUAGGUCCGCUGAGAGAGAGAGAGAGAGAGAGAGAGAGAGAGAGAGAGAGAGAGAGAGAGAGAGAGAGAGAGAUGGAAGAGGGCAUGGAGUUUAAAUGUAGCAAUAGUAGCACCUGUACCGAUAAUAAUAGCAAUAAUAAUACAAUCUUGCUAACUAACGCUACUAACAUUACUAACAAUAAAGAUGCAUGCUUA